CCCGGCCUCGCUCGGGGGGAGCCGCGGCCGAGCUGGGCCAUGCGGGGCCGGGCCCCGCUCCGCUCCCCGCCGCUGCAGCUCCUGCAGCUCCUGCAGCUCCUGCAGCUCCUGCAGCUCCUGCCGCUCCUGCCGGGCUCCGCGCGGGCCGCGGCCGCAGAAGCUUCUCCCCAUUUACCAGCACCAGAAAAUGUAGAGAUUUAUUCCUACAACUUCCAGAGUUUGCUGAGGUGGUCUCCUGUUCCAGUGGAGAAUGGCUCGGUGUUAUACACAGCCCAGUACAAAACAGGCUUCUACGACCAGUGGAGCGGCAUGGGCUGUGCCCGGACCCCCCUGACGCGGUGCGCGUUCCCCCCCGAGAUGAGGAGGCGGCGCUGGAGCUUCCUGCUGCGCCUGAGGGCCGAGCUGGGGCCGCUGGCCUCGGCGUGGGUGCACACCCCUCCCUUCGUGGCGGACACCAACACCACUCUGGGCCCCCCCAGGGUGAACAGUGUGAGGGUCAGCCCUGACUCUCUGCUCCUCAGCCUCAGCCCCCCCUUCACCCCUGAACCCACGGACCUCCUCCAGUACCACGUGUCCUACUGGGAGAACACCACCAGUGCCACAGUAAAAAAGCUAAGUGAAAGCAAGACACUAUUCCAAAUUGGAAAUCUGAAGGAAUCGACACUUUACUGCUUCAGCGUUCAGGUGCAGUUGAAGAUCUACUCGGGUCGCUCGUUACGAGGAGAGCGAAGUGCCCCAGCGUGUCACAGAACUGCCCUCAGUGAGGCAACCCGAGCUGGCUUCAUCAUCCCCCUGUUUGCCUUGGGGUUACUCUUCGUACAUCUGGUGACGUUUGCUUUGCUGCUUCUGUGGAAACACCGCAAAAAAGUCAAAUUCUGGGCUCAGCCUCCCCUGCAAAUCCCCUCACACUUCAGGGAGUUCCUGAGUGACCCUGGCGUGGAGCAGCUGUACAGUCCUGCUGAGGAGGAGCCCCAGGCUCUGGUGGUUGGAGAAGGAAGUGGCCUGGAGGGUGAGGAACCUUCACCAAACACCUGCAGGGACAGAGGAGCCACUGAGGGGCCACCCCAGUGAGUGUCAGCUCCCCAGGACUGGCCAUGGCUGCUGGCAGGAGAAUCCUGAACACGGAGCCUGGGGACAGAGGAAAAUCCUGAACAGAGAGCCUGGGGUCACAGGAGAAUCCUGAACAUGCUGAACACGGAGCCUGGGGUCACAGGAAAAUCCUGAACACGGAGCCUGGGGUCACAGGAAAAUCCUGAACACGGAGCCUGGGGACAGAGGAAAAUCCUGAACAGAGAGCCUGGGGUCACAGGAAAAUCCUGAACACAGAGCCUGGGGUCACAGGAAAAUCCUGAACACGGAGCCUGGGGUCACAGGAAAAUCCUGAACAUACUGAACACAGAGCCUGGGGUCACAGGAAAAUCCUGAACACGGAGCCUGGGGUCACAGGAAAAUCCUGAACACGGAGCCUGGGGCCACAGGAAAAUCCUGAACACGGAGCCUGGGGACAGGAAAAUCCUGAACAUGCUGAACACGGAGCUUGGGGUCACAGGAAAAUCCUGAACACGGAGCCUGGGGUCACAGGAAAAUCCCGAACACAGAGCCUGGGGCCACAGGAAAAUCCUGAACAUACUGAACACGGAGCUUGGGGUCACAGGAGAAUCCUGAACACGGAGCUUGGGGUCACAGGAAGAUCCUAAACAGGAACUCCUGAGAUCACAGGACAAUCCUGAACACAGGCCCUGGGAUCACAGGACAAUCCUGAACACAGCCCCUGGGAUCACAGGACAAUCCUGAACAGGAACUCCUGGGAUCACAGGACAAUCCUGAACACAUCCCCUGGGAUCACAGGACAAUCCUGAACACAGCCCCUGGGAUCACAGGACAAUCCUGAACACAGCCCCUGGGAUCACAGGACAAUCCUGAACACAAUUCCUGGGAUCACAGGACAAUCCUGAACACAGCCCCUGGGAUCACAGGACAAUCCUGAACACAGCCCCUGGGAUCACAGGACAAUCCUGAACACAGCCCCUGGGAUCACAGGACAAUCCUGAACAGGAACUCCUGGGAUCACAGGACAAUCCUGAACACAGCCCCUGGGAUCACAGGACAAUCCUGAACAGGAACUCCUGGGAUCACAGGACAAUCCUGAACACAGCCCCUGCUGCUCCAGGGGCCUGUGCCCAGCUCCCCACGCUCCUUGUUCUGCCAGAAGCACUGGGAAGAAGGAACAUGGAAGGGAAAGGAAAGGAACACUAAACUGCCUGCAGACAGGUGGAUGGAGACAAGGGGUGAAUUCCCACCCCAGCGUGGAGGAAGAGCUGCACUUCAUUGAUGUGGGUGAACCUGGGACUUUGCGGGGAAUGAAGAGCUGCAGUGUGAGCUCCACUCAGAGUGGUUUUGUGUCUGUUGGCAAUAAUACUCCCAUUGUACCCACCCCAGUCUGCUUUCCUGAGUCGUUUUAAGUGCAGGACAAACUGAAAAGAAGUUUGUGAGUACUUUCCUCGGGAUGAAGCUGUGCCAGGAGCCCCUCCCAAGAGAGGUGUGCUCAUACCUGCCUCCUCCCACGCUCCUGGAAGCAUUAACCUGCUCCUGCAGCCGCAAAGGAAAGGACCAGAGUUUUGCUCUGAGUUUUUACAAGGUGGGUCAGCCACUGCCAGACACUAAAAGCUCUUGCUGACCACCAGCAGAAGAUGACUGAGAGUUCUGGGUUUGGUGCCUUAAAGCAGAAGAGCCCAAGUUAAACCCCACAUCAGCCCCUGUGGAGUCUGGAGCAUCCAAUAAAGCACAAAGAACAAGAGAACCUCCUCUGUACUAAAAAAAAAUUGGAUUACUUGAUUUUUUUUUCCCCUGGGUUUGAUAUGAAUUGUUUUAAAAAGCAAUAAGGAAUGUGUUAUUUGGUGUGAAGUGCCUGGCAGAGCUGAGGUGCCGCUGUCUCAGCCUUUCCAGGAACACCCCAGGCCAGCAGCUGCCAAAAGCUUUGUCAGGUUCCUUGUAGAAGUGAUCUAAUCCCUUGGGAUGACACGGGCUGCUGACACAGGGAGAUCCAGGGAAGCCUGACUCGUGUGGGAAUUGUCACGUCAGCACCAGCUCUGCUUUAAAGGGGGCAGAGGGGGAGGCACAGCUCACAGAAGGGAACAACCACACUCACCCAGAGGACAGAAAUGAGGUUAAAUCCCGCUGGGAAUACCUGCAUGCAUUUCUCAGUGAACCCUGCACCGGAUUUGUGUUGUUAAAUAUUUUCACACAAACGAUUAAAAAGCAUUUACUGGGAGUAA
Hirundo rustica (Barn swallow) is the source of this 3275-nucleotide messenger RNA. RefSeq names its product interferon gamma receptor 2 (gene IFNGR2). Gene Ontology annotation, molecular function: protein binding. The record is from RefSeq and is a predicted model, not a curated record. The transcript is spliced from 7 exons. The coding region runs from base 40 to 1071 and encodes 343 amino acids. NCBI's taxonomy places the organism in Eukaryota, Metazoa, Chordata, Aves, Passeriformes, Hirundinidae.